AAUCGUAAUUAAUAUAAUAAAGGUUUGGGGGGGCGAGUAUAUAACGCGCGAGCCGCCGGCGCCGCCAUUCGCCGCGCGUUAUCCCGCGCGAUCGUUCGCUCGCGAGUGACAAGUGACAGUUGACAAGUGACCUACAAAAUGUCCGCCAAAAUUUACGUGCUGUGUCUGGUGCUAGCGACAGGGAUGGCAGCGAGGCAUCGGCCUCGUGUGCAGCAGCCCGUCGACGAAUACGACUACGAACCGCAGGCGCAGGAGAGAGGGGGACAGGUAGUGCUGGUGUCCCCCGAUGCGUACGAAGGCCUGUACCAGGCGCAGGAGCGCGCGGACGAGGAGUACCAGCCGCGUGCGGCGCACCGCGCGCCGCAGCCGCAGCCGCGCCUCAAGCAGCAACCGCAGGAGGGGCCCAAGCAGCCGCCCGUGCAGACCAUCAGGAACUACAACAAGGUAAACGACGACGGUAGCUUCACUUUCGGCUACGAAGCGGCGGACGGCUCCUUCAAAGAGGAGACCAGAGGCACCGACUGCGUCGUGCGCGGCAAGUACGGCUACGUGGACCCCGACGGCAACAAGCGCGAGUUCACCUACGUGUCGGGCAACCCCUGCGACCCCAACAAGCCCAACGAAGACGAGGAGCCCGACGCGCCCGCCAUCGACUCCGCGGAGAGAGACGACCCCGAACCCAACUACCCGACCAGACCGGUCAUCAGGCCGACCACAGCGCGACCGGCGACCACCUACUUCCAGAACGACUUCAGGGAUGACGAAGAACCUGAGGAAGAACCUCUGCAGCACAUCAGACAACGCGUCGUCCAACGCCCGCAACCCCCUAGACCGGCGUACCAACAGAUCGCCAUCACUCCCCGCCCCGUGCCGAUCACCACCGCGAGGGCCCUGCCUCCAGCGACUACCUUCAGGCCCCAGAUCAUCCAAGUCACACCCAAACCGCAGAUACAAUACAGCCCCGAGCCGCAAUACUCUCCCUCCCCUGCUCCCGCGCUCUCCUCCAACAGACCUGGACAGAUCGAUUUCGCUGCAGAAUUCGCGAAAUUCCAUCGCGACAAUCAAGGCCCGACUACUCCCGCCUCACUCAACACCGCCUCCAAGAGCACCGCUGCCGCCCCCGCCCCAUCCAGCAACCCUCUCUACUCCACCGAACUGGUCUACGACCCUUCCAGCGGUUCUUACGACACUAAUUUGUUCCAAUCUCUACCUCAAACAAAGGGUGAACUGAACCUCAACCAAAGACUUCAGCCGUACGUCGCUCAACCUCAACAGCAGAGACCUUUCAACCCGUCCCCGCAGAUCCCUGUCAACCCUCCGGUGUACAGGCAGCAGUUCCAAGCAGCGCCUCAGGAGAUCUACCAGAGGCAGCAAGCUGAGUCGCAGUUCCAGAGUUCGCAACAGUUGUUCGCGCAACAGCAACAACUGCAGCAGACUCAGCUGCAGAGGGACCGAGCGGCGGCGAGAGCUCAGGCUCAAAGACUGGCGCUGGCUCAACAGCAGGCGCCGCAGAGAGCGCCGGCCCCAGCGCAACAAUACUACUACGUGCCGCGGGGAGAGAGUCCCUCGUCCGGUCAGAUCGACGCCUUCCUGCGGGGGCACGGCAUCCAACUGUGAGGAGCCUAGUGUAAUAGAGCUAGAUAGAACUAUCGACUGAGUCCGUAGCCAUAUGUAACGUACAAGUGUAUCGGUCGUAAGUGCGGUGUAUCUAGUGACUGUGGCGGCGGCGGCCGCGGGUGUACAUAGCUGUGUCUCAGUACCUUGGCCUGUAACCAAGUUGCACGUCAGUUCUCUUUCUACAAACGCUAACGCUACGAGUACGAGAAAAUGUAUGGGGCGGAUUCGUUAUCGAUUAGUGAUCAACCUAUCAAUCGGAUAUGUCAUUCUCAUACGUUUUUAGUUUCAGAAGCGUUAGCGUUUUUAGAUAGAGAAUUGAUUUGCAACUUGGCUGCAGGCCCUUAAACUAAAUGUUAGCGUAAGACUUAAUUUUAUUAUCGAUCGCGAACCAUCUCUGUACGAAGUCCACCACGUUUACAAUUUGGACGUCUUUUUGUAAAAUUGCAAUACCGAUUUCUUUUGUAAUAUUUUUUUUUGUUUUUAAUAAAUUAUAUUUUUAUUGAAA
Molecule: messenger RNA, 2122 nt
Organism: Bicyclus anynana (squinting bush brown)
Lineage: Eukaryota; Metazoa; Arthropoda; Insecta; Lepidoptera; Nymphalidae
Gene: CPH28
Exons: 4
Coding region: 139-1617 (492 amino acids)
Cellular component (GO): chitin-based extracellular matrix
Molecular function (GO): structural constituent of chitin-based larval cuticle
Source: RefSeq, a predicted model, not a curated record